Tripterygium wilfordii is the source of this 947-nucleotide messenger RNA. RefSeq lists its product as uncharacterized. The record is from RefSeq and is a predicted model, not a curated record. Bases 98 to 694 code for a protein of 198 amino acids. Lineage: Eukaryota; Viridiplantae; Streptophyta; Magnoliopsida; Celastrales; Celastraceae. The transcript is spliced from 3 exons.
UCAAGUACACAUUCUCCUUCAUUUUCUCUCCCUCACAAAACCUUUCAUCUCUCCAACACACAAACCCAGCAUCUUCAGAAGCUUAACACAUCCAUCCAUGGAUUCUUCCAAAUUGGCUUUGGUUCUCUUCCUCUCCUCCCUCUUCAUCCACGCAACUCUAGGGGAGAUUGUGUGUGAGGAAUUACCAACAAAUGUUUGUGCUUUUUCGAUAUCGUCUUCGGGGAAGAGGUGCCUGCUGGAGACGGGUGCGACGGCCGGGAAAGAUGAGCGGCAGUGCAGGACAUCAGAGGUGGUGGUAGAGAGAAUGGCCAAUUACAUAGAGACCGAUGAAUGUGUUAAUGCUUGUGGUGUUGAUAGGAACUCUGUUGGGAUCUCAUCUGAUUUACUCCUUGAACCUCAAUUCACAUCCAAGCUUUGCUCCUCUGCUUGCUAUAAGGGAUGCCCCAACAUUAUCGACCUCUACUACAAUUUGGCUGCUGGAGAAGGUGCAUUUUUGCCUGAUAUUUGCGAGGCUGCAAGAGUAAAUCCUCACCGUUCGAUGGUUGCGCUUAUGAGCACCAGUGGCGUUACCGGGGUAGCACCAGGUCCUUUGGCUGCCAAGUCGAAAACAGUCGAUAUCUCUGAUAGUCCUGCAUCUGCUCCUGCUGAGAAUGCAUCUCCUCCGGAUGAAGCAUUGUCUCCUGGUUAUAUUUAAAUUUUCACAACUAGAAAUGAGAGAUUCUCUUAUAGGGAUGAUAAAUAAAUAAAUAAAUACAUAUAUAUAUAGCGAGAUUCUCUUAUAGGGACUGUUUUUACAGUCUUAAAAUACGGACUCUUACUUGAGCCGUCCGAUCUCAUCAACGGUUCAAAUAAUCUUACAUAUAUAUAGAGUUGGAGAUUUUCGAUUGUGAACUCUUGUGUUUUCAUCUAAUACAGCAAUAAGAACACGUCUCAAGCUUUCCCUGUAA